Molecule: messenger RNA, 1389 nt
Organism: Penicillium odoratum
Lineage: Eukaryota; Fungi; Ascomycota; Eurotiomycetes; Eurotiales; Aspergillaceae
Product: putative MFS transporter
Exons: 4
Coding region: 1-1389 (462 amino acids)
Biological process (GO): transmembrane transport
Cellular component (GO): fungal-type vacuole membrane
Molecular function (GO): transmembrane transporter activity
Source: RefSeq, a predicted model, not a curated record
AUGGAACAAUCACGCGUCAUUCGCGUCAUAAAGCACGCCCUUGAUGAAUUAGGUCUCAUCACCAUGUGGCACUCGCCACGCGACGUCAAGUUCCUUUGCGCUCAGCGCUUCGUGCGACUAUUUGCAUACGGCGGCUCAACGCUAAUUCUCGCAUCUUAUCUAUCCGCCAUUGGUAUCUCUGAUGAUCGAAUCGGUCUAUUCAUGACCCUGACCUUAGUCGGAGAUGUCGUGAUUAGUUUCUUCUUGACUCUUUUCGCUGAUGCAAUGGGUCGGAAGGCGGUUCUUUCGUUGGGAUCGAUUCUAAUGGCGGGUAGUGGUGUGAUUUUCGCGAUAUUUGGCAAUUAUUGGAUUCUUUUGGCUGCUGCUGUUUUUGGUGUUAUUAGUCCGAGUGGGAAUGAAAUCGGCCCCUUCCGUGCUGUGGAGGAGUCGACUCUAGCCCAUCUUACGAAGCAUGAGUUGUUGAGUGAUGUUUUUGCUUGGUAUUCGCUGGUCGGUACCGCCGGUACUGCUCUUGGUCAGCUUGUUUGUGGUUGGAUCAUCACUUCGCUGCAGUCCUUGCAUGGAUGGGAGUUUAUUCCUUCUUGUCGGAUUAUCUUCUUUGUCUAUGCAGCUGUCGGUUUGAUCAAGUUGAUUCUGACCCUGGCUCUGACUCGUGAUGUCGAGGCUACUGUGGAAGAAGUACAGGAGCAGGAACAGGAGCAAAAUGGGGAAACCCGCCCGCUCCUGGCCAGCCCUGUUGUGCAGGAGGCCCCAAAGAAGAAGUCGUUUUGGUCAACCAUCGAAGGCGAUCUGUGGUCUUUGGUCAUUCGCUUGUUCAUCCUCUUCGGAUUGGACGCUUUUGCAUCUGGAUUGGCAUCCCUGUCAUGGAUGACAUACUUCUUCCACCGGAAGUUCGACCUACCCGAAGGCGAAUUGGGAACUAUCUUCUUCUUCACUAGCAGCAUUGCCGCGGCCUCGAUGCUAGUCGCAACAUCGAUCGCCAAGCGCAUCGGUAAUGUCAAGACCAUGGUCUUCACUCACCUGCCAUCGGCUAUCUGUCUCCUGCUCAUCUCUGUGCCUAAUAACCUCCCAUUGGCACUAACCUUCCUUGUUCUUCGGGCCUGUUCCCAGAGCAUGGAUGUGGCCCCGAGAAGUGCAUUCCUUGCUGCAGCCCUGCCCUCCGAUAAGCGGACUGCCAUUAUGGGCGCGGUCAACGUGGUCAAAACCACCACGCAGAGUCUCGGCCCUCUUAUCACAGGUAUCCUGGCCCGGAACAACAUGUUCGGUAUCUCGUUCAUGAUUGCGGGUGGCUGUAAGAUUGUUUAUGAUCUUGGCAUGCUGUUCACCUUUGCUCCUAAGGAAGCUGAGCAGCGCAAACGGGCGCAAGAGAAUGAUGAGGAGACUCAGUAG